CCUCCAUCCUCACCUACGCCUUACGUCCCAUCUUGCCGCCACCACACACACUCUCUCGCUUUUCACCUUUUCCUCCCUUUCAAAAGUCCUUCAACCCCGCUAUUAUCCUCCGCUUACCUUAACUUCGAAACUACUCCGCCAUCUCCACCUUCCUUCUUACACGGAGAGUUUCACCUAGGUUCUCCAGACCCAUCUUAACUGGUGAUCCGAAGGCGUUCGCAUCAACUAUAGUACUGAACGUCCUCGAGUGUACUGUCGAAUUACUCCCCAAAGUCCGGUGCCAAUCCGACCCAGUCCCAAGGCAGAUGCGCCAAAGCAUCCAGCCAACAUGCCUGGAAUUCUCCCGAUGAAAGUGAUCAAGGUCGGGAACGGCUCGCAGAGUCGUAUCGCCCAGGCCUGUGAUCGUUGCAGAAGCAAGAAGAUCCGUUGCGACGGCGUCCGUCCCUGUUGUACACAAUGCGCCAAUGUCGGCUUCGAAUGCAAAACCAGCGACAAGCUCAGUCGCCGUGCCUUCCCCCGUGGAUACACCGAGUCGCUGGAGGAAAGAGUGCGCGCCCUGGAGUCCGAAGUUAGAGAUCUCAAGAAUUUACUGGACGAAAAGGAUGAAAAGAUAGAUGUGCUCUCUCGCAUUCAUUCUUUCUCCCCUUCCUCGCGUCAGAGACCUAGUGUUGCAGCACCGUCGCCAUCUGCGCCUGCAAGGUCCAACGCCCCCGAUGUAGACGAGGGCGUAAUUCAAAUCCCACAAUCGUUGCCGCCUACCGAGUCGACCUCGGCUGAGAGUACAGGAAUAUCCAGUACUCGUGGCUUUGUUGAUAUCUUCACGAAUAGACUCAUAGAGCAGAACCGAUUACCAUCCAAUGUCGCGAUCAAGUCUUUGGCCACUCCCCCGGCCAUCUCCCAUUCCCGUGUCGACCAGGCUAUUCGCACGGCGCCUCGGCUCGUAUCCGAUCAGCUCAUCAACAUCUUCUUCCAAGAAUGGGCUCCUCUCUAUCCGGUUGUUCACCGACCCACUAUCCUCAAAGCUUAUGAGCAAUACCUUUCAGGCACCGAGUCUAUGCAGGGCAGCAAGCACGACUUGGCACAACUGAAUUUAAUCUUCGGCAUUGCCGCUCUUGCUUCAAUGUCGAGAACCAAUCAGGACCCCACCUUUUUUGAAGACAAUUGGUCUUCGAUCCUCGAAUCAAUCGCAAGUGAUAUUUCUAUUACAACAAUGCAAUGCUACGUGCUCGCUCAAAUGUACUGCAUGACGAAGGGCGAUUACACAAGCCUCCUACGCUAUCGGGGUCUUGCUGUCAGUCUGAGCCAACAGCUUAGACUACACCAGAGCCAGAAACGCUUCUCGUCGAAUGCGCUUGUUGCCGAAACCCGAAAGAAGGUGUUCUGGUGCCAAUAUACUCUCGAUCGAUUCACCGCCGCUUUGACGGGAUUGCCUGUCCUGCUACGUGAAGAGGAUAUUAAGACUGAGUAUCCUGAAGAUAUCGACGAUGAAAAUGUUACGGAAACGGGCUUCUUGCCCACUCUUCCUGGCGAGUCUACCCGGAUCUCGAGUGCGAUCGCGCUAUUCGCCGGUUCGCGGGUGUUGAACAAGGUUUUGGAGGAAAUCUAUCCCUCUGACGGAGGGUAUGAUAUUUCUCUGUCGAAGCUACGCUCGGUUGCAGAGCAAUUGGAUGAUUGGGUGAAGGGCUUACCUGCUCACCUCCGCCUUGAGUUCUCUCAAGACAAGCCUAGCACCAAUGUUACCAGUAGCCGGUCGCCACUUCUGUCCCUCGUCUAUUACUUCAUUCGUUCAUUGAUCCACCGCCCUGCGGUCUGCUUCGGCGAGGAGCACGUCCGAUCGCCUUCUAUCCUUACAGUUUCCGACUCAGCCAAGCAUAUUGUCCAGAUUCUUCAAUUGCUCGACGAGAGACGUCUCUGCCUCUCUGUGAGUAUUAAUCGGAAGGAGCUGGUUUUCGCCACAGGACUGGGUCUUCUUUGGCAAAGCAUCGGUCUGAAGCGUGACAGCAAACUCGUCAAGGAGAGCCAAAAGUUACUCACCGCAGUCAUCGAUCAACUAGAGUCUGAGUCGUCAUCCUCUGCCGCCGAGUUCAGCGCUUUGGCCAGUGUUUUUGUUUCCUUGAAUAAUAAGCACGUGGCGAUUGGUAAGCCGCAGGACAUGUCGCCGCCCUUGCAGAGACCUCUGAAGUCCCCGAAGAAGCAGCUGCAGUCGUGGAAAUCGCGCUUGAGUGGAUUGACCGGCUCAAACCACCACGAAACGCCAGAUUCGCCAUCUCGGAGGGCCACUAUUUGCGGAGCGAGUCCUAAUGCCGCUCAACGCCACAUCAGGUCUUCCAGCUGGGCUAGCUUGCCACCGGACAACUUCCACGCGCUAGAUGUGUCUACGAACAAGACAGUCUAUCCUUCGUCUUCCGGCACGUACGAUAGCAGUCAUGUGCUUUCGAGCUCCGCACCCUCGGAUCACCCGGGCGGACCGAUCACGGUAUCCGACUGGGAAGUAGUCCUGAGUGACAUGGACCGCGGCUAUUCGAACAUCUUCACCGGGAUCUACGGAGGAAGGGAGUGUGGUGAGGACAGCGGUCCCUUCGCUUCCCUCACGGCCGAGUUCGCCCACAAGGGGGAUCCCAUGGUAGCACCGUUAUCAGCGCCACAAGCGGAGCUGCAAGGGUUGUCUCCCGAGGCAUGGUCAGCAAGUAGCAAUAGCGACGUGCCAGCCAAUCAGGAUCUCCCGGCACAGAGUGUCCUCAGCUACUCUGAUGAAGGCAGUGCGGAAGACGGAGUGCCAUACAACGACAUGCGGCUGUCGCCGGAAGAGCAGGCCAAUUUCUUGGGUUCGUUCCGGAAUGUCAUGAUCCCAGCGGUGGAAGACGAAGUGGACGAGUUUGGGCUGAUUAACGGCUGGGAUCGACGACUGGCUGUCUGAGCUAUAAAGCUCGGGACUACCGGUAUUUCUCAUGAACGCAAUGACCUUAGGGUGUCGAUGGAGUUUCAUUUGUUUUCGGGAUUGUAGGAGUGGAGCGAGAGGACUUCUAUGUUUUUUCUUUUCUUUUUGUUUCUUCCGAUACGUUUCGUUUGUGAUACCUGGUCGGUGCAGGGAGUCUCGGUUUCCAUUCGGCACUUACAAGAGUGUCUGUCGGGGGUCAUGUCAUGUCCCCUUGUCACUAUAAUGUUUGAGUAUAUAUUGUGAAUAAUGGAUUUUCAAGUAUGUCUGUCUUUAGUAAUCAUAUUCUUUUAAAUCGGAUGAC
Messenger RNA from Aspergillus welwitschiae, 3239 nucleotides. It is a transcript of the gene facB, whose product is annotated as C6 transcription factor FacB/Cat8. The transcript is spliced from 5 exons. The record is from RefSeq and is a predicted model, not a curated record. Gene Ontology annotation, molecular function: DNA-binding transcription factor activity, RNA polymerase II-specific; zinc ion binding; DNA binding. Gene Ontology annotation, biological process: regulation of DNA-templated transcription; DNA-templated transcription. Bases 329 to 2917 code for a protein of 862 amino acids. NCBI's taxonomy places the organism in Eukaryota, Fungi, Ascomycota, Eurotiomycetes, Eurotiales, Aspergillaceae.